AUGAGUAGCAGCAGUAUUGAAGAAAAAAAAUCGCUGCAGGCUUUUCUGCUUGACAGGAAAGAAAAGGAAAUCGUAAUAGAGGAAGAUUUAGAGUCAAUUCAAGAUGAUCAAAAUUCGGAUGUGGUCAAUGAUAAAAAAUUAUUUAGAAAGUUGGAGCAAAGACAUAUUCAAAUGCUCGCAUUGAUAGGUAUAUUCGGAACUGGACUCUUUCUUUCUUCUGGAGCAACCCUUGCACUAGUGUAA
This is a messenger RNA of Priceomyces carsonii, 243 nucleotides long. RefSeq lists its product as uncharacterized. The record is from RefSeq and is a predicted model, not a curated record. NCBI's taxonomy places the organism in Eukaryota, Fungi, Ascomycota, Pichiomycetes, Serinales, Debaryomycetaceae. Bases 1 to 243 code for a protein of 80 amino acids. The transcript has a single exon.